This is a messenger RNA of Laetiporus sulphureus 93-53, 1398 nucleotides long. RefSeq lists its product as uncharacterized. The record is from RefSeq and is a predicted model, not a curated record. The coding region runs from base 1 to 1398 and encodes 465 amino acids. The transcript is spliced from 5 exons. Lineage: Eukaryota; Fungi; Basidiomycota; Agaricomycetes; Polyporales; Laetiporaceae.
AUGACUGUGGCGACACCUUUGGCGCUCUGGGAACUUGCCACCGCCACGGCUAUCGACGGCGACGACCUCAAGACGGAGACGAAGACGCUCAGGAGCAAGAUGAAGCAAUCCAGGUCCAACAUACACCCACUUGACAACCAAUACGGCGAGGCGCGAAUGGCCCUCAACGUUUCCGGCAUAGCGACGACUUCCUUACUUGAUUCUCAUGCUGCUUUCUGUUUUUGGACUGGCUCAUGUCCCGGGUUGGCUCUCGGCGAGUUUCGUUUCCCGGUGGCAAUAUGUUCUGAUGUUGUACCAGACAGCCUUCAAUGUCGCCAGUGGCGACAUGGAUGGGCAACGUGCAAGAGGGCAGGCGGGAGGGCAAGGCUGAAGAUGCAAGGUGGGCAAGAUUCAAGAUGGAAGGCGGGAGAGCAAGCCGCAAUCCGCAAGAUAGGCAAAGUUCAAGGUGCAAGAAGGGUGGUGGGAGGGCAAGACUCAAGCAAGGCAAGAGUGAAGACGGGCAAGACACAAGAUGGGUGGUGGGAGGGCAAGAUUGAAGACAAGCAAGAUGCAAGGCGGAGGCCGGUGGGCAAGAAACAAUGCGCAAGACGGGCAAGACGCAAGGUGAGCAAUCUAAAGCGCAAAUUGGGUGGUGGGAGGGCAAGAUGGAAGACGCAAGAUAGGCAAGGCGCAAGUCGUGUGAGGCGCGAGGUGCAAGAUAGCAAGAUCCAUGGCUCAACAGGCAAGAUGGAAGACGCAGCGCAGGCGAUACCGAAGGCACAAGACGAGCAGGUGAGCAAGAUUCAAGGCGCAAAUUGGGUGGCGGGAGGGCAAGAUGCAAGCGCAAGAUGGGAGGCUGGGGGGUUCAAGAUGCAACACGCAAGGAAGAUGCAAGAUGCAAGGCAAGAAGAUACAAGGCGCAAGAUGGGAAGACGCAAGACACAAGAUGGGAGGGAGGUGGGCAAAACGCAAGUCGAACGCAAGUCGAACGCAAGACGGGCAAAAUGCAAUAGGCAACGCUGUAUGGGCAAGAUUUCUGCCGCGGGGGGAAGACGCAAGAAUCCUGCUGAGCAAGGUUCAAAUCGCAAGGCCGGCAAGAUGGCUCAAGAUGGUCAAGGCGCAAGACCCAAGGUCAAGAUGACGCAAGAGCAAGAUUCAUGCGUAAGAUGGGAGGUGGUGGGCAAGGCGCAGGUAGGCAAGGCGGAAGACCCAGGACCCAAGACGGACAAGACCCAAGAUGCGCAAGGCUCGAGAUUCAGGAGAAGCAAGAUGCAAGGUACAAGGUCGGCAAUAUUUAGACGCAAGAUGGGCAACACUCAAGUCGCAAAACGGGCAAGCCUGAACACUCAAGUUGAAGAGAUGCAAGGCGCAAGAUGGGAGGUGGCGGGCAAGACCAAAGGCGCAAGGAGCAAGACGUAA